GCACACCCUCACCUUCCUCUUCCUCCCGCUCUGUAACUCACGCUACAUUCCUGCCUCAUCUCAGCCUGAUUAACCAAGCUAUGGACGCCAUCUCGUGCCUGGCGCCGCCAGCCGCGCUCUUCGCCGACACGGCCAUCGCGCGCGCGCUCCACUUCUCCAUGUCCGACUCCACCUCCUCCUUGUUCCCGGCGCCCCUGCUCGCCGACCACGCGUACGCGCCUGCGCCGGCGCCGCACAUCACCUGCGACUCCGUGCUCGUCGCGGACUCGCCGCGGCGCUCCCCGGGUGGACGCCGGCACCUGCUGGCGCCCGCGGGCGGGCGCGCGGGGAAGCGGCGGUCGCGGGUGUCCAAGCGCACGCCCACCACGUACAUCAGCACCGACCCCGCCAACUUCAGGGUCAUGGUGCAGCAGAUCACCGGCGUCCAGGCCGAGCCGGUCUCGCCCACCGCCGCCGGCAUCCUGCCGACGACGUUCGACGCUUCCGUGCUGCUGGGCGCCGACAGCGGUGCGUACGGGAACCCGCUGCUGACGGCCGUGGAGCCCGGCGACGAGGCGUCGAUCCAUCACCAUCAGCAGCAGCAGCCGUGCUUCCCGACGCUGGACUCGUGGAAUGUCGUGUACGAGAGGAACGAGCUGCUCUGAACCAGCCUCGGUCACUGAUCUGAUGCCAUGCAUUAAUUAUAUUGCCGUCAGUUAUUUAGGACGUAGAUCGAGCAGCCUAGCGAUCUCUCAGCUUAGCUUGUAUGGUCCAGAGGAGAAGUCUAGCCUAUCAGUUUCACUUCCAUGGGCAUUUUCUUUAUUUAGUCACUUCCACUAUAUCACCUUGCCGGUUGUUCUAGAUCGAGAUGACCUCUUCUUUGAUCAGAAGUAGGCAAGUAGCCACCUGGACGCUCUUAAUCUUCUCUUCUGGUUAGGAGAGCAACGUGACACGAGAGGAUUAGAGAUCUAAUUUGAUAAUAAUGGCGCGAGAGAAGAAGAAGCCCAACCCGGCCGGAACGCCAUCGCAGAGCUUCACUGCAAAGGUUUGAUUAAUUUGAGGGAGCUGCUGCAUGCGCGCACGUCGUGGUUUCUCAAGCUGAGCUGAGCAGAGCUGUGCUGCUCCAAUCCAUGAUCAUUAGAAAACAGAGAUGCUGACAGCUCACUCAAAAACUUUGAUCAUUAGAAAGCAAGAGAAAGCCAUCCUUGUUUUUAUCUGAGCUGAGAAGCAGCAGCAGCAUCUGCACACUCCUGGUUCGGGGACCAACCAUCAGUUUCAUCAGCUCCCAGAGCUAAAAUCACGGCGAAAAAGCUAGAAUUUAAUAGAUGGCGGUGUCAAAUAUAUAGUUCAAAAUAGAACAUUAAUACUAGACCUCAAAUUACU
Messenger RNA from Phragmites australis (common reed), 1362 nucleotides. Its product is annotated as calmodulin-binding protein 25-like. The transcript has a single exon. Gene Ontology annotation, cellular component: nucleus. NCBI's taxonomy places the organism in Eukaryota, Viridiplantae, Streptophyta, Magnoliopsida, Poales, Poaceae. The record is from RefSeq and is a predicted model, not a curated record. Gene Ontology annotation, molecular function: calmodulin binding. The coding region runs from base 81 to 644 and encodes 187 amino acids. Gene Ontology annotation, biological process: response to osmotic stress.